AUAGCAUGUACACAAACAUCAAAAUGCGUCAAAGAAAUGAAAUCUCUCCGAAUAUUUCACCUCCCACUAACUACAACUACAACCGUAGCAACAGUUCAUAAACCCCCAAUUUUUUCUCUUUCUUCCUCCAUCUUCUUUUCCCGCCAUAAAUUCUCUCUCUUCAAUCUUUCCGCCAUUAAAAUGCCACCUUCUUCCUCCAAAACCCUAAUCGACUUCUUCCCCCAAACCAAUUCCAAACGUCGCAAAACCACCGACAAUGGCGCCGCCACCAGCUUUCCUCCUCCUCGCUCUUCUUCUCUCUCCAACUCCGACAACAAUGGCGAUUACGUUGAAAACCCUAGCGAUGGUGAUUCUAACUUCCUCACUGCUGAGCAGAAGUUCAGAAUGGAGUUUAACAAAUCACUAGCUUUGUCUAAAAUGAAUCUCCGAAUUUGUUCCGAAAAAGUCCAGAAUUCUAGAGUUGAAGGGGGUAAUGGCUAUGUGAAGCUGAAGGAGCUCCUGGUGGAGGAUUCGUGGUUGGGAGCAUUACCUGAGGAAUUAGAAAAGCCGUAUGCUAAGAAUUUAUGUAAAUUUGUCGAGAAUGAAAUUUGUGGUGGCAAAGUACCCAUUUAUCCCCCUCAACACUUGAUCUUUAAUGCUCUGAAUUCGACGCCAUUUGAUAGAGUUAAGGCCGUCAUUCUUGGGCAGGAUCCAUAUCAUGGACCAGGACAAGCAAUGGGCCUUUCUUUCUCAGUACCAGAGGGUAUUAAGAUUCCUUCAAGUCUUGGAAAUAUAUUCAAGGAACUUAAACAAGAUCUUGGAUGUUCUAUUCCAUCGCAUGGGAAUUUGGAGAGAUGGGUUGUACAGGGUGUUUUGCUGCUCAACACAGUCCUCACAGUUAGGAAUCAUCAAGCUAACUCUCAUGCUAAGAAAGGUUGGGAGCAGUUUACUGAUUCUGUAAUACGAACAAUAUCUGAAAAGAGACAAGGCGUUGUAUUUAUUCUUUGGGGAAACUGUGCUCAAGAGAAAAUCAGGUUGAUUGAUGAGUCUAAGCACCAUAUUCUUAAAUCAGCUCAUCCUUCUGGUCUUUCUGCGAACAGAGGUUUCUUUGGAUGCAGGCACUUUUCGCGGACAAAUCAGAUUCUAGAACAGAAUGGGGAAAUACCCAUCGACUGGCAGUUGUGAAGCGGAUAAUUAUAAACCUUAUGCAAUGAGUGGGGCUAAUUGGCUUGUCAUUUAGCUUUCAUUAUGGUCUCAACUGUUGUAUUAUUUUGCAUCAGCCCCCUUAUUUUUGCUGAAUAUCUUUUGGGAUGGACACGGAAUAUUUUGUAUGCUAUUGAUGGCAUGUGCAUGGAACAAUGACUUGUGCCUGAAGCUGAAUGAAAGCAAGCUCUUUGGUCUUAUAGCAGACCAAGCUUUUGACUUA
Messenger RNA from Beta vulgaris subsp. vulgaris (sugar beet), 1405 nucleotides. Its product is annotated as uracil-DNA glycosylase, mitochondrial. Gene Ontology annotation, biological process: base-excision repair, AP site formation via deaminated base removal; base-excision repair. Gene Ontology annotation, molecular function: uracil DNA N-glycosylase activity. The transcript has 7 exons. NCBI's taxonomy places the organism in Eukaryota, Viridiplantae, Streptophyta, Magnoliopsida, Caryophyllales, Amaranthaceae. The coding region runs from base 37 to 1164 and encodes 375 amino acids. The record is from RefSeq and is a predicted model, not a curated record. Gene Ontology annotation, cellular component: mitochondrion; nucleus.